ACAGUGAAAUACAAGUUGAAAAGAAAUUAGAAGCAAUUCGCGAACACUUGAAAAAACCUUAUCGAGGGAUAGUCCGCUUCCGAGGAAAAAGUCCCGAGCAAAUUGCCAAAGAAAGAUACGACAAAAUUUUGGAGGAGGUUAAUUUUGAUUAUGAAAAACUUCAUGCUUGGAUUUACGACGAAAAAAAUAAAGCCAAAAUUGAGAUAGUUAAAUUAGACAGACAAGAUUUUUCGGAAGCAACCGAAGCAAUAUUUAAAUACGUGAAAAGCAACGAUAGAGAAGUAAAAGAGGCCUUAAUUAAUGAAGAAACCGGACAAGUUAUUUAUAACCAGACCUCCUUUUUGAGUAAUGAACCUCAUUUUGGAAAAUAUUAUUCAGAAAUAGCGAAAAAUUAUGGAUUGCCUCGACCGCGAGAGGCGAAAACCAAAAAAAAGAAUACUACCACCCUCAUUUUUCUCCAUGGGACUUACGGGGCAGGCUCCCUAGACCAAUUGGCCGAAAAAUUUCCAGGAUUAAAAGUUAUUCAUCCUCAUUCACCAACUUUGCAAUAUGAUAUGUGGCACGGCUUCCAACCAGCACCAGGCAAACAAUGCCAAGGCUGA
This is a messenger RNA of Ambispora leptoticha, 602 nucleotides long. The record is from the annotation of a GenBank genome assembly. NCBI's taxonomy places the organism in Eukaryota, Fungi, Glomeromycota, Glomeromycetes, Archaeosporales, Ambisporaceae.